Messenger RNA from Malania oleifera, 4024 nucleotides. RefSeq lists its product as uncharacterized. The record is from RefSeq and is a predicted model, not a curated record. The transcript is spliced from 3 exons. Bases 2524 to 2973 code for a protein of 149 amino acids. NCBI's taxonomy places the organism in Eukaryota, Viridiplantae, Streptophyta, Magnoliopsida, Santalales, Ximeniaceae.
AGUACUGAGGAAACUUUGUUCACAUUACAUUUCUAGGCAGCGGUAAACAUAAAACUGACAACUGUAUUUACAAUACCAAAAAUCUAGAAAGUCUCAAAACAUACAUCACAAAAUACCCAGUGACAUCAAUAAAAAAUCCUGGGGUCUACCCAAACCACCAACACUCAGAAAACACUCACCCUUCCGAAAAGAGUAGCGCAAGAACCUCUCUACCUAUGAGCUUGAUCUACUCGCGUAGUUGGAUCACUUGAAAAAUAUUAAGUCACUGGGAUGAGACAACGUUCACUUGAAAGUUAUUGGUUCUUCAUCUCCCUAUUGGAUCUUAGACUUAGGUGCUUCUAGUCAUAUGACUAAUUCUCUCCAUGGUUUAAGUAAUGUCAAAGAAUAUUGUAGCUUUUCACAUAUUCAAACAGCCAAUGGUAGUGCUUUACCCAUUGUGGCAGUUGGUGAUGUAUCUUCUUCCUUUAAGGAUGUUCUUGUAUCACCUUAAUCUUUCUAUGAAUUUGUUUAUGUUGGUAAGCUUGUGGACCAAUAUUACGAUGUACAUAUUACUCGUGGUGGUUGUGUUGUGCAAGAUCAGAUGUCAGGGCAGUUGAUAGCGAAGCAUAGAUGUCUCUUUUCUCUACAACUAUAUGUUCCACGAAGCUUACCUUCUUUCUUUGUAUCGUAUUUGCUUUGUAGUAAGUCUAGAGUGUCAAAUGAAGUCUGGCAUAAGCGCCUUGGUCAUCCUAAUUCUAAGGUUCUAUCUUAUUUGUUGAAAUCUGGUAUAUUAAAUAAUAAAGAGCAUUCUUCUUCCACUAUGUUUCCUGAUUGUGCAACUUGUAAACUUGGCAAAAGUAAGACUUUACCCUUUCCGCAAAAGUAAGACUUUACCCUUAUAAAGUAAAGCCACCCACAAUAUUGAGAUCAUUUAUAGUGAUGUCUGGGGUAUUAGUCCUAUUAUUUCUCAUACCCAGUACAAAUAUUUUGUGACAUUUAUUCAUUACUGCAAUAGAUAUACAUGGGUGUAUUUCUUGCAGCACAAAUAAGAAGUUUUUCAUAUGUUCAAACUGUUCUUAGCUCUUUUUGACACUCAAUUUUCAACUGCUGUUAAAAUUCUUCAGUCCGACUCGGGUCAGGAAUAUAUGUCUCAUGAGUUCUAAUCCUUCUUGCAAUAUAAAGGUAUUAUCUCUCAACAUUCUUGUCCAUAUACUCUACAACAAAAUGGAGUAGUUGAACGAAAGUAUUGCCAUCUUUUAGAUGUUGUCCGGACCAUGCUCAUUGAGUCUUCCCUUCCUCCUACGUUUUGGGUAGAAGCACUUACCACAUCAACCUUUCUUAUAAAUAGACUUCUUUCCCAAUUUUUGGAUUUCAAGUCUCCAUAUUUCCAGCUUUAUCAUCACAAUCCUACCGAUACAAAUCUUCACAUUUUUGGGUGUGUAUGCUUUAUGCAUCUUCCCCCACCGGAUCGAAACAAGCUUUCUGCCCAAUCCAUCUGUUGCGCCUUCUUGGGAUAUAGUGUCACACAAAAGGGUUAUUUAUGCUAUGAUCCAAACUCUAAUUGGGUUCAUGUUUCAAGGAAUGUGCUCUUUUUUGAAAAUCAAUGGUUCUUUCCUAUGUCUUCCUCACCAAAGUCUUCCAUUGCUUUCUUGCUUUUUUUAUGACACUUUUAGUGCUCCUAGUACUCAUGUUGAAAGGUUUUAGCCAGGCAUGGUAUACCAGCGAAGACCUCCAGUGCUGCUCCCUUCUGCUCCCUUCUGCUCUUGUCUUGCCAUAUACUCCUUUGUGCCGCUCCUCUAAAGUAUAUGUUCCUUUUGACUGUUAUGGAUUCCUGUUAUGUAUGGCAUGUACUGCUACUUCUGCAUUGUCUGCCACUUUUUGCUAUUCCUACUAGUUACUCACAGGAAGUCAAAGAGAAAUGCUGGUCGUAGGCCAUGCAGGACGAACUAUGUGCUCUUGAGGCCAAUAAGACUUGGAAAGUGGUGGAUUGUCCUACAGGAGUGACUCCACUUGAAUGUAAGUGGGUCUAUUCUAUUAAGGUUAAGUCUGAUGGUAGUUUGGACAGUUAUAAAGCCCACUUAGUAGCUCUUGGAAAUAAUCAAGAAUAUGGAGUAAACUACGAGGGUACUUUUUUUCUGGUGACCAAAAUUACCACCAUCCACACAAUUUUGGCUAUUGCCGCUUCUUAAAAAUUGGGGUUUGCACCAAAUGGAUGUGAAGAACGCCUUUCUUCACGGGGAUUUCAAGGAAGAUGUUUAUAUGCGUCCUCUUGUAGGUUUACUUUCUACCCCUUCUUCGACAGUGUGCAAGUUGCGUCGCUCCUUGUAUAGUCUCAAACAGGCCCCUUGUGCAUGGUAUGAGAAAUUUAAUUCUACCCUACUCAAGUUUUCUUUUCUCAAAAGCAAGUAUGAUGUAUCUUUGUUUCUUCGCAUAAUUGCGAUUGGUGUUGUCAUUCUCUUGGUAUAUGUUGACGAUAUAAUCAUCACGGGUACUAAUUCAGUUCUGAUCUCCUAAUUAAAGUAGUAUUUACAGGACUCUUUUCACAUGAAGGUUCUAGGAUCUCUUAUGUAUUUUCUUGGUUUAGAAAUUACUACUGGUUCACAUGGUAUUUUUCUGUCACAGCACAAGUAUGCCCAAGAUUUGGUGGCUGCUGCUGGUCUGCAGGACUCUACCCCUCUUGAUACUCCCAUGGAACUUAAUCUCAAGCUGCACAAAGAAGUGGGUGACUUGUUAUUAGAUCAUGUAGCCUAUCGUACGUUGGUUGGCAGCUUGGUCUAUCUUACAAUUACUAGACAUGAUAUUUCUUAUGUAGUCCAACAGCUUUACGGGGACAAGAUCAUUCGCUAUGUCCAUGGCACAACUUUGCGGGGACUUUUCUAUCCUGCUGCUCUUAUUUCAUGGAAAAGCAAGAAACAUGACUGUGUUUCUAUGUCCUCUACUAAGUUCGAAUAUAAGGCCAUGUCCCAAGCUUGCGCUGAGAUACAUUGGCUCUGAGGGCUAUUGGCUGAACUUGGCUUCUCUCCAGGUGGUCCUACUUCUCUUCAUGCGGAUAAUACUAGUGCCAUUCACAUUUUAUCCAAUCCCAUCUUCCAUGAACACACUAAACAUAUCGAGGUUGAUUGUCACUUUAUCCGUGAGGCGUUUGAAGCUCUAAGUAUCUCUCUUCCUUAUGUAUCUAGCAAUCUUCAAGUGGCAAACAUUUUCACUAAGGCUCUCACAGGAAACGACAUAAUUUUCUUGUCAAUAGAAGGCCAUAAAUUAUGCCUUGCUAAUAGCUAUUAAUCUAGGUUGUAUAUACUUUCAUAAAUAGAGGAGGAGAUUUAGCUUACCAUGUAUAGCUUCCUAAAAUCACUCUAUGUAAAUUAGUUGGCUUACUAUAUAUAGCUUCCUAAGAUCACUGUGUGCAAUGGGCAUGUAUAGAUUUAAGUUUCCUUGUAUAACCGGUAGUCAUGCCUAUAUAAUGAAAGACCUUCUCAAAAGAGAGGACAAUUCGUAUCAUUAUGUUAAAUACCACUUUACCUAAAAGUUUAAGCUAUUAGGUUGUGGGCCAAUAAUAUAUAUCAAACUUUUAACACAACUAUCGUUUGCUUGCAUUUGAACUAAGGGUUGAGAACCUUAUAGUAGGUAUUAUAUUUUAAUUUAUGCACCAUAUACUUACGUUAAAACGAUCCCCUACUAGUUCAAGCUUUUGAUGUAGGAGAAAGGUUAGGAGUUUUUAGUUAGGUAGAUGUCUAGUAUAUUUGUUACUUGCAUGGUUUAUAUGUAAUUGAAUUCUUUUCUUAUAAUGCCAAGUACAAAAGAUCAUUUAAUCUUUCCUUAUUCUAUUACAUAAUGUAUUUUGCCUUCAAACAGUUGUUGUGUUGAAAAAAAUUAAGAAAGCUUCAGAGUUCGCCUGAAUCAAAUGAAUAAAUUUGUAAUUUUUUUUUGGCUAUUUUCUGACUUUCCUAGAUCUGUAUGUUCCCUUCCCUGUCUUUUUCAUCUUUUGCCUGCAGAAUUUCACGUAUUUCCAUUUAUUUGAAAUCUAGGUUGCAUGAGGAUUCAGGUU